AGAUUUUUUUAAAGCACUCGAGAGACUUGGUUCUUGCUAAGCGUCCUUGAGAUCGGAGAGAUUUUCGAGACUGACGGGAGUAAGAUCCGAAACAUGAGCACUAAGGUAGCGAUGAGGGCCCAGAGCCAGCUCUUGACAGCUCUGUUGAGAGGAAGGUUUGCGCAACCACUGGUUUGUACAUUCAAUACAACUACUGUGACAUCGAAACGUGCAAUGCCAAUAGGUGCGAAGAAGGAUCUUAUUAACCACUCCAGGGCAAGGGGCAUUGAUAUUAUUCGGACCCCCAAGUUAAACAAGGGUCAAGCCUUUACUCUUGAGGAGAGACAGUUAAUGGGAAUUCAUGGCCUGAUCCCUGCUGCUAUCAUAACCCAAGACCAGCAGAUGGAGAGGGUGAUGGUCAACUUCCGAUCUCGAGCAACAGAUGUAGAUCGCUACAUCUAUCUCAAUGCCCUGGCAGAGCGUAAUGAGAGGCUGUUUUAUCGCUGUCUAGUAGAACACACGGAGGAAAUGAUGCCUAUCGUGUACACCCCUACAGUAGGCAAAGCUUGCCAACUUUAUGGUACAAUCUACAGGAAACCUAGAGGUCUGUUUCUGUCCAUUAAUGAUAGAGGACAUCUCUAUGAGAUGAUUUGCAAUUGGCCUGAGAUUGAUGUGAAGGCAAUAGUGGCCACAGACGGUGAGAGGAUCCUUGGUCUAGGUGACCUUGGGGCCUAUGGAAUGGGAAUCCCGGUCGGUAAACUUUCCCUCUACACCGCCCUAGGGGGCAUUCCCCCUGAGCAGCUCCUACCAGUCAUGUUAGAUGUUGGAACAAACAAUGAGGCUUUGCUAAAUGACCCGUUAUAUAUUGGGCUGCGACAGAAGAGAGCGACGGGGCAGGUGUAUGAUGACUUCAUUGAUGAGUUCAUGGAGGCAGUUAGGAAGAGGUAUGGUCAAGACACUUUGAUCCAGUUUGAAGACUUUGGCAAUCACAAUGCCUUCAGAUUUUUGGAGAAGUACAGAGACAAAUUCUGCAUGUUCAAUGAUGAUAUCCAAGGAACAGCAUCAGUGGCAGCAGCUGGGGUGUUUGCUUCAUUGAAAAUCACUGGCAAAAAACUCAGGGAUAAUGUCUUCCUCUUCCAGGGAGCAGGAGAGGCAAAUUUAGGAAUAGCUACUUUGUUGUCUUUGGCUAUGCAAGAGGAAGGAGCCUCCAAAGAGGAGGCAGACAGCAAGAUGUGGUUGGUCGACUCAAAGGGGCUUCUAGUCAAGGAUCGACCCAAGGGAGGAAUUACUGGACACAAGGCAGUUUUUGCAAAAGAACAUGCCCCUGUUGAAACCCUAGAAGAGGCCGUAAAAACAAUCAAACCAACCGCUAUCAUAGGGGCAGCUGCAGUGCCGCAUGCGUUCACAGAGGGAAUUAUAAGAGAUAUGGCAGCCUUCAAUGAGCGUCCAAUCAUAUUCGCUCUUAGUAAUCCAACAAGUAUGUCAGAAUGCUCAGCAGAGGAAGCGUACAACUUCAGUGAAGGUAGAUGUGUUUUUGCCAGUGGAAGUCCAUUUGAUCCCGUUGUUUACAAUGGGAAAACUCUGUACCCCGGUCAAGGAAACAAUGCCUACAUUUUCCCUGGGGUAGCGCUGGCUGCAAUCACCUGUGGAAUCCGUCACAUUUCAGAGAAAGUUUUCCUCACAGCAGCACAGACAUUAGCAGGAUUGGUUACAGAAGAAAACCUCUCAAAUGGUCGAGUCUACCCUCCGCUACAGACAAUCCGAGAGUGUUCUAUCCAGAUAGCCACCUCUAUAGCCGAGGAAGUCUACCGGGAUAAGCAGGCCUCCUACUAUCCGGAACCAGAGGAUAAGAUGGAGUUUAUCCGCGAUUAUGUCUACUCCACCGAUUACGAAUGCUUCGUACCCGAGACCUGGCAAUGGAAGAAGCCAGAAGAAAAGUAGAGAUUAAAGAGAGAGCUAGCAAUACAAUAAUGAAGAUGAUUAUUUUUUACACAAAAAGAGACAGAUAUUUAUUAUAGUUUUGUGAAGAGAAGAGAGCACAGGGUUAACGUGUUAACAUUGUGUGUGUUUUCUGUCCACCGGGAUUUGUUAGUUUUCGGAUUUGUUAGUUUUUCCAUAUUAUUGAUUAUCCGCGUAAUUUUUCACUUUGUUAUUCCUACAAAACAUGUUCUGUGAAGCUUAAUGAUCAUUACAGAUGAUCGCCAUGUUUACUACUAGUAAUUGUUUGCUUUAUAACUGAUUUUUUUUUACGGUCACUGUUGUUGCUUUCAUCUUAUUCCACUGUCAAAUCAAAUAAAACUUUUUUAUUGUUUGUCUUUUUGAUAAGGUUUAAUGUAUUUUUACUAACUGUACAUGUAAGUAAAUGUUGACAUUGAAUGAGGAAGAGUCUAGGGUACCUCAAGUUAUGGUAGUCUUUGACUUGGGGGAUUUCAAUCUGUGGUCAGUACAUGUAUUGCUUGCAAUGAAAUUGUCAGAUGUCAUUGACAGAAUCUGUAGUAGUCAUUAUUUGUUCAGAAAACUGUGGCAGCAUUCUAUUUUGGACAUUCAUGUCUUUAAGCCUCUUUAAAGAGUGUAGUUGAUUAACAAUAAUAUUGAUUAGGUGGGAGAAGUCUUGUGUCUUGAAUUAAAAAUGAAACUAGAAAUAUUUUGUUAUCAUUUAGGGUGAUAGCAUCUCUGGCUAUGAACACUUCUGAUAAUUUAUAAUAAUGAAGGCACCUUUAUUCACUGUAGAGUGUUGAUAGCUAAUUAGUAAAUAAGUAUACAUUUACAUGCACUAAUAUCUCUGUAUUGAUCGCAUAAUUUAGAACUUAACACGAAUCUUUUUUACUGGCAGUUUGCAUUUGUACCAGGUACAUUGCAGAAAGUAAUAACAGAAUCUCCUAACAGUGAACUAAACUGAUUUAUUUCCUUUUCAAUUUGUAAUGAACUACAUCUACCAGCCAGUUUGUUCAUGUCUCAAAAGUUAAUGUACACCAAGUACAAAGAAAAAAAGCCUGCAUUGUUACUACCAGGUAUCAAACCAAUCUCAAUAUGAUAAUCAUGUGCCAUUAUUUUUUUUUUACAUACUAAUUUUCCUCUCAUAUUUGUUUCUAUAAGCUUUUUAUCUGGCUUUAUACUUUUGUUUUAAUGGGUGUGAUGACUGAGAAUGUGGUUGACUGAGGGUGGUAAGUGGUAGGCGGUAAGUGGUAAGCGGUAGAUGUUUUUUUCCUGAUUUACAUUCAGUAUUCUAUUGACAUCUUUCGCAGUAUUAAGGUAAUACUAACCUUAACAUUGGCUUUACUAACAGCAAACUAAUAAUUCUUCUCCAAGUUGUAGAACUUUCAUAAAACUGUGUGUAUGCAUAAAAAAAGGGAACUGGUUAUGGAUUUUUUAUCUUAUUUGUAGAUACAGCAUGUGCAGUACUUAUAAAUAUAUUUUACUAUCAUGAUCAAAGUUAAUUAAAAAAAAAUAUAUGAAAUGUAAUUGAACAUUGAGGAAUAUGUAUCUGAGUUGUCCUUUACAAGAAUUUUAACAUUAUUAGAUCAUACGUUUAUUAUGAUUUGCUUGUUCAAAACAAUGAAAAUUUUGUUGACCAAAUUACCAGAUUGUACGACGAAUUGAAUGUCAAAGAGCUGGAUGACUAUGAUAGUGCUUGUUUUGUUUUUGUUUUGUUUCACUUUAUGUUUUUUUAAGGUUUUAUUUUCUGUGUUAUGAUUAUGUUGUAGUUCUCUUUACAUAUUGAUUGAGGCGAGGAACAAAAAACACACCGUUCCACUGAUGUGAUAAAUAAAGACCAUUUAGAACAAGUAAAACAAUGUCAUUUAAUUUCGAUGUGUUUUGUGAUCUUACUCCCCUUAUUUAAAGCUGCCCACAGGUGUGACAUUUUUUCACCUGUGACCUAUAACUUUUCAACACUCAAGGCAUGUAAUGUUAUGUUAAAGGUCAAGGCCACAGUCUUAAAUAGGUCAUGUGUAGUAAUUGUUUACCUAGGUCAAAUGAUGAACCUUAAUUUAAUAGAUGUGUAAGCAAGAGUGACUGGGAAUGGUAGAAAAGGGUACUGAAAAUGGAAGAUCUCUCAAAAGGAUUAUCUAAAGAACAUCUUUUAAGUUACAUGUUGUGUGUUCAUAAUUGUUAAUUUAAUAUUAUCUAUAGUUUUAUUAAUGAUGAUAUUAACAAAUAUACUACCUGGUAGUAGGUAUAUAUUAUUUAAUUUCAUUAUCCCCAAGCUUCACUUGGUAUACAUGUAAUUGUUUGUGUUUUGGUGUUUCAUGACAGUGCUGAACAAAUGUUGAGUCACGUGUUUCUGUGUUGACAUGUACUGUUUAUGUCUUUACAUGUGUUUGCGUCGAUUUUUAUUUUGAUUUCUGUAAAUUUAUUGUUAACAUGAUUCUGUUAAAGAGAUCAACAGAAACAGUAAUAAUGGACUGAAACACUUAGAAGAACCAGCUGUCGGUUUCUGCAGAUUGCUUAGUUUUGUAAUAAAAUUAUUUAUUGUUA
Messenger RNA from Magallana angulata, 4455 nucleotides. RefSeq names its product NADP-dependent malic enzyme-like. The transcript is spliced from 13 exons. Gene Ontology annotation, molecular function: malate dehydrogenase (decarboxylating) (NAD+) activity; NAD binding; malate dehydrogenase (decarboxylating) (NADP+) activity. Gene Ontology annotation, biological process: malate metabolic process; pyruvate metabolic process. Bases 94 to 1920 code for a protein of 608 amino acids. The record is from RefSeq and is a predicted model, not a curated record. Lineage: Eukaryota; Metazoa; Mollusca; Bivalvia; Ostreida; Ostreidae. Gene Ontology annotation, cellular component: mitochondrion.